AUGACGCACGCCGCCUCCAAAGACGACCUGCGCGUCAGCACGCUCUUCGACUACACCUCGCACGUCGUCCUCGUAACAGGCGGCGCGACCGGCCUGGGCGAAAUGGCCGCACAAGCCUUCAUCCAAAACGGCGCGCGCGUCUUCAUCGCGUCCCGCAAAGAAUCCGAACUCGCCUCCACCACCGCGCGCCUCAACGCCCUCGGCCCCGGAAAAUGCUCCUACAUUGUCGCAGACCUAAAAGACAAAGCCGGCUGCCUCGCCCUCUGCACGGAGCUGAAGAAGCAAACGGACCGCCUGACGGUGCUGGUGAACAACACGGGCGCGAGCUGGGGCGACGAUUACUACAACUAUCCGGAACAUGCGUGGGAUAAGCUGUAUGCGUUGAAUGUGAAGAGUAUAUUUUAUAUGACGGUCGAGUGUGAGGGGUUGUUGGCUAAGGGGGCGGAUGCGCAUAAUCCUAGCAGGGUUAUUAAUAUUGCUAGUAUGGCGGGUAUUACGACUGUGGAUGUUACGACGGGCGAGGACGGCCCGGCAAAGGCAGCAUGCAUCCACCUCACUAAGAUGCAAGCUUCGAAACUCGCCCCGAAGAAUAUCAUGGUCAACGUCAUUUGCCCAGGCGUUUUCCCUUCGCGCAUGACGAACUUUGGGCUGGAGAAAUUCGCAGAUGCGUUGACAGCGGGUCAGCCGACUGGCCGCAUUGGCAAGCCGAGUGACUUUGGUGGGCUGGUCUUGUUCUUGAGCAGUAAGGCGAGUGCGCAUAUCACGGGUAACGCAGUGGAGAUGGAUGGCGGUGCUACGUUGACGGGCUGGAGGGGGAAGGUGGGAGGUAGUAGCGAGAGCAAGUUGUGA
Molecule: messenger RNA, 849 nt
Organism: Alternaria novae-zelandiae
Lineage: Eukaryota; Fungi; Ascomycota; Dothideomycetes; Pleosporales; Pleosporaceae
Exons: 2
Coding region: 1-849 (282 amino acids)
Source: RefSeq, a predicted model, not a curated record